Molecule: messenger RNA, 3792 nt
Organism: Notolabrus celidotus (New Zealand spotty)
Lineage: Eukaryota; Metazoa; Chordata; Actinopteri; Labriformes; Labridae
Product: kelch-like protein 11
Exons: 2
Coding region: 48-2192 (714 amino acids)
Molecular function (GO): protein binding
Source: RefSeq, a predicted model, not a curated record
CGAAUACGAAACGCACUUCACUGUGGCUCUCUGUUUUGACUCCAUGUAUGUGUGGCUGCGUAUGUCGCCUCCUUUCCUCCACUAGUUUACUUCAUUUUCCAUCACUGCGCACGUCCUCCAGCGCUGGCAGCAGAAUGGCAGCGGCGGCUCCCAACCCGGAGGACUCCUCCAGAAGCAGCGGCAGCGGCAGCAGCAGCGGCACGGGGACACCCAGCGCCCUCGCAGGAGACGGGGACGCGGAAGAGACGGAGGACUUCACCUCCUCCUCGCACUGCUCGGAGCUCUCUCGGCGGCAGAACGAGCAGAGGAAACAGGGCUUGUUCUGCGACGUGACGCUGGCCUUCAGCAGCGGGGUGGCGACCGGGAGCGUCCAGAGCUGUGAGUUCUCAGCCCACAGGUCUGUCCUGGCUGCAGCCACCGAUUAUUUCACCCCACUGCUGGGAGGACAGUUUUCUGAGUCCCUGUCCGGACGGGUGGAGAUGAAGGAAUGGAGCUCUGAGCUGGGGCCCGACCCAGACACGGUGGAGAGUGUCAUCCAGUACAUGUACACGGGAGAAAUACGUGUUAGUACCUGCAAUGUGCAUGAAGUGCUGGAGCUAGCUGACAGAUUCCUCCUGUUGCAGCUGAAGGAUUUCUGUGGCGAGUUCCUCAAGAAGAAGCUCAGCCUGACCAACUGUGUGGCGGUGCACAGUCUAGCCCACAUGUACACUUUGGACCAACUGGCUCUACGUGCCGCCGACAUGAUCCGCCGCAACUUCCAUAAAGUCAUCCAGGACGAGGAGUUUUACACUCUGCCCUUCCACCUGGUGCGUGACUGGCUGUCUGAUGCAGAGAUCACAGUGGAUUCUGAGGAGGUUCUAUUUGAGGCCGUGGUAAAAUGGGUGCAGAAGAACCCAGAGGAGCGGGGCCGCUACUUUGAAGAGCUCUUUCGCCUGCUGAGGUUGCCCCAAAUCAAGCCCACCUACCUGACCAGGGUGGUAAAGAAUGAGCGUCUUGUGUCUGCAAACGAGGCCUGUCUCCGGCUGGUGUCAGAGGCAGUGGAGGGCCAUGCAAUACGCUUUGAGAACCUCAAGUCAGCUGAUAUGGAGUUCUGGUCUUCACACAUGGCCUCCUUUCAGCCUCGCUUUGGCCAAAACAUGGACGUGAUCAUGGUAGUUGGGGGUGUGUCCGAGGGAGGAGACUACCUGAGUGAGUGUGUGGGCUACUUUAUAUACGAGGACAGAUGGGUCAACCUGCCACACAUCCACAACCACCUGGACGGCCACGCCAUCGCUGCCACUGAGUCCCACGUCUACGUAGCUGGCUCAAUGGAACCAGGCUUUGCAAAGACAGUUGAACGUUACAAUCCUAACCGCAACACCUGGGAGCAGGUGAGCAACCUGACCACACGCAAGCACUCCUUUGGACUCACCUGCAUUAAGGAUAUACUUUAUAGCAUCGGUGGCCAUGGGAACUUCAGUCCAGGUUUCAAAGAUGUCAGUGUGUAUGAGCCUGAGCAGGACAAGUGGCACAAUCUGGAAUCUGCCCCCAAAAUUCUGCGGGAUGUGAAGGCAGUGAGUGUGGAGGACCGAUACGUGUACGUCACGGCACGCACGCCCGUGGACACAGACAAUGAGGAUGGACUGAAGACAGUGACCACACGCUAUGACACAGAGAGCCGUCAAUGGCAAGAUGUGGACUCCCUGCCUCUUAUUGAUAACUACUGUAUCUUCCAGAUGGCUGUGGCCUCCACUAACUUCUACCACACAGCUUCUUGUUGCCCCAAGAGCUACACAGUGCGGGAUGAGGUGGCCAAGCAAAAGAUCAGCGUGCGCAUCUCAGAUGAGAUCCUGGAGAGCCUGCCGCCAGAGGUUACCAGCAUCGAGGGCGCUGCUAUCUGCCACUUCGAUGAGGACGUCUUCAUCAUCGGAGGCUGGAAGAACAGCGACGACGUGGACAAGCAGUACCGCAAAGAGGCCUACCGGUACUGCGCUGAGAGGAAACGAUGGAUGCUGCUGCCUCCCAUGCCUCAGCCUCGCUGCCGAGCCACCGCCUGCCACGUCCGCAUCCCCUACCGAUUCCUGUACGGCUGCCAGCGUUAUCCCAUGCCCCAGAACCUGGCCCGUCAGCGAGACCGCAUGCAGCAGAUGCAGCAGCUUCACCGGCGCACGCUCACCCUGCGCCGGCAGCUCCAGUCGCAGAUAGAAUGCUGAGCGAGAUGGGGCCGCUCCAAGGAACUAUGCUCAUCAGUUCGAGGACAUUCCAUUCCAAGAUGCAGACAUCUUCAUCAGCUCCUCCAUUCAUACAUAGCACACUGCAGCAGGUCUUGAGUUGCUCCCAUUCAGGAUUUUAUCAAACUGAACUCUGUGCCAUCAGCUCCCAUGCUGUGUUGUGUUAACUGCUGAUUUGUUGAAAACCAUGAAAUGUGACGGCAGGCCUGGUCUGCUUGGAGAGAUACGGCGAAUGUAAACAUGUGAAUAAGAGUGUUAUAUAGCAGCCAACAACUAAAUAUUCUUGUCAAAUAUGUUGGUGUAGAUUCUGUUUAUCUGUUUGUACAUAAAUAAUAAUAUGAAGCUGUAUAUGUAAACAUUUAUAUGGAUAUUUUACAUUCCUUUAUGUAUGCCUGUCCUGCAGAGGCAAUGUGACAUUACUAGCUGCAUUCCAACAUUCAACCCAGCUCGCUUAAAUGAAGUCUUAUUUCAUUGUAACACUGUGACAAUCUCUUCAUGCAACUACAACAUCUGUACAAAAGUCUUACACACUCACACUCUACUUAAUAUUAUACCUGAUAUAUUAAUAUGGCUCUGUUUGUUGCUGUGAAGCCUCAACAAAAUAAGAAUACAUUCAAAAGGCUGUCAAUCUUAAAAAUACUGUAGACUAGUUUGCAGUUUCCUUUAACAGUUGUUUGUGAUAAAUAUAGAUGUUGACAGUUUUUGUUGCUCAUGCCAUGUUGAGACUAUAGUGUUCUUUUUCCAGGAAUUUUGAAGAGAUGAAAAAAUGAGAACUGUGAUGUUGAAAAGAUGUGAUGACAUGUAAUGAAAUCAUUCCUGAUUUAUUUAACAUUUAAACAUUCUUCAGCCACUGCAUUAAGCACCAAUCAUACGCAGUGGCUCAAUCAUUCCUUUUCUUUUGCACUUUGGCAGUCUAUUGCUCAGUGUGUUCCCUUACAAGCAAGAAAAAUACAAGAUGUGAGUUUAGAGGUGUGUAUGAUUUAUGUUGAGCAGAGCUCUAUAUCUGCACUUUUUUAACACCAAAUGAUUUGUAGAAAGGAAGUAUUUAAUUUGCCUCUGCACUUUGCUUAUUUCAUAUCAGACAAGGUGAUUGUAUUUUGGAAAUGUUCUGUUCUAGCCAGCGAACAGCAAGAUGAAAGAUUUUAUCAUUAUUUGCAGAGUUGUCUCCAAAGUUAAUUGUUUAUUAAAGCCUUGUAUUAUCGCACUUCCCUUCCAUCUGGGUGUACAUUUGGAGAUCUGCUUUGUUGUUCUGUGCUCUCCUUUCACCAUUCAACAACACCUAGAAGUAAGAUGAGAUGAAAGGAACCAAACUUAAAGGCAAAGGAUUGUUAUAUGAAUGUGUUGUGACUGACAUUCAGAAAUUCCCACUGUACUUGCAUCUAUCACAGAAAAAAAGGUUAUAGAGAAAAUAAAUGAUAUUCAUUUCCCCUUUGUGACCAACGUUAAUAGCACUGCGAACAUCAAGUGGAUAAGCUAUGUAAAUUGCUUUGCAUGUGAUAGUCUGACCUUGUAUCCUAAUAUUGGAUGUAAGCUAAUGAAAUGCUAAUAUCAUCACUUGCAAUUAAAGUUGUUUUGUAAUUCA